AUCUUUGCCUCCUGGUGGCGUACUCCGGAGUUCAGUUUCACGGUAGUUAGCUGUCGAGCUAGCUAGUCCUAUUAGCCCGUUUACCAGUCCAAAUACCGACCGAAAAAAGACAGAACCCUACUUUAUAAAACUUCGUAGGUACCUAAACUAACUCACGAUGGCGGAGCUUAGUUUUGUGAUACCCAUGGUAGUUAUGACAGUGUUCUGGGGUAUCGUUGGUGGAGUUGUGCCGUGGUUGAUCCCCAAAGGACCGAACAGAGGGGUGAUCGUUACCAUGCUGGUGCUAACGGCAGUUUGCUGCUAUCUGUUCUGGCUGAUUGCCAUCCUGGCCCAGCUGAACCCUCUGUUUGGGCCGAGCUUGAGCAACGAGACCAUCUGGUACCUGCAGUACCACUGGCCCUAGAGUGCGCCGCUCGCCCUCCUGGUGGAGCAACGGACACUGGGCCGUCUUCAGAACCCUUUCCGUAGAAGCAGCAUUCCUCCUGACCCUGACCGUGCCCCAGGAGCCGUGCCUCUGUUCACUCAACUUAAUCCACAAAAGGCUCGGGGAAGAAAUCCGCUUGAGAAUUACCAAAAUCUGUCUCUCUGGGUGUGUUUACUGUGUGACACUGUCUCUUCUUAUUUGACUGGCGUGCCUAAAAAAAUAAAUGAAAAGAUACAAAAUAUUUGUGAUAAUCUUUUGCCCUGAAUGCUCACUGCUCAAGCGGGCCGACCAGUUAAAGUUUGAAUAUUUAUUUCAUUUAAAAUGUGUUCCUUUGUAUUUUCACCAUGUCCUUAAAUUUGUUUGAUGAAUUUGUAUUUCUGCAACAACCAAGAUUAAAUGACUGUCAGAUGAUAA
Molecule: messenger RNA, 838 nt
Organism: Conger conger (European conger)
Lineage: Eukaryota; Metazoa; Chordata; Actinopteri; Anguilliformes; Congridae
Gene: atp6v0e1
Product: ATPase H+ transporting V0 subunit e1
Exons: 4
Coding region: 158-403 (81 amino acids)
Biological process (GO): proton transmembrane transport
Cellular component (GO): proton-transporting V-type ATPase, V0 domain
Molecular function (GO): proton-transporting ATPase activity, rotational mechanism
Source: RefSeq, a predicted model, not a curated record